CUCCCGCCUCUUUGAUUUCGGGGCACCUCCAGCAGAUAAUUGGGAAGGGUUUCCAGAAGGUGGGAAAUGUCACCUGAUUCACACUGAACUUUUAAAAGCGGCCCCCGCCCCCCAGCCGCCGCGCACACCCUCGCUCGCUCGCUCGCCCGCUCGCAGCCGCCCUCCCACUGCCCCACACACACACCCUGGGAGACCGCCCACCGCAAACUGCGGAGACCCCCGUCUAGAUUUAAAGGGCGACUGCGCCCGGCUCCUGACGUCCAUUGAAUCCCGCGGGCGGCCGGCGGCGAGCGCGGGGCUGCGACCGGAUCGCUGCGCCCCUCCGCCGCUCGCCUCUGCGACGCGCCCCUCGCCGCGCCAGCGCCCCGCACCCCGCGCCCCGCGCCCCGCGCCCCGCUCCCCGGCCCCCACGAUGGUCCGGCCCCGGCACCAGCCCGGCGGGCUCUGCCUCCUGCUGCUGCUGCUCUGCCAGUUCAUGGAGGACCGCAGCGCCCAGGCUGGGAAUUGCUGGCUCCGCCAAGCGAAGAAUGGCCGCUGCCAGGUCCUGUACAAGACCGAGCUGAGCAAGGAGGAGUGUUGCAGCACGGGCCGUCUGAGCACCUCCUGGACUGAGGAGGAUGUGAAUGACAACACCCUCUUCAAGUGGAUGAUUUUCAAUGGGGGCGCCCCCAACUGCAUCCCCUGUAAAGAAACGUGUGAAAAUGUGGACUGUGGCCCUGGGAAAAAAUGCCGCAUGAACAAGAAGAACAAACCCCGCUGUGUCUGUGCUCCAGAUUGUUCCAACAUCACCUGGAAGGGGCCAGUCUGUGGAAUGGAUGGGAAAACCUACCGCAAUGAGUGUGCGCUCCUCAAAGCCAGAUGUAAAGAGCAACCAGAACUGGAGGUCCAGUACCAGGGCAAAUGCAAAAAGACCUGUCGGGAUGUUUUCUGUCCAGGCAGCUCCACAUGUGUGGUGGACCAGACGAAUAAUGCCUACUGUGUGACAUGUAACCGAAUUUGCCCCGAACCCUCUUCCUCCGAACAAUAUCUCUGUGGAAACGACGGGGUGACCUACUCCAGUGCCUGUCACCUGAGGAAGGCUACCUGCUUACUGGGCAGAUCGAUUGGAUUAGCCUAUGAGGGAAAGUGUAUCAAAGCAAAGUCCUGUGAAGAUAUACAGUGCACUGGUGGGAAAAAGUGUUUAUGGGAUUUCAAAGUCGGCAGAGGCCGGUGUUCCCUCUGUGAUGAGCUGUGCCCCGAGACUAAGUCUGAGGAGCCUGUCUGUGCCAGUGACAAUGCCACGUACGCCAGUGAGUGCGCCAUGAAGGAAGCGGCCUGCUCCUCAGGUGUGCUGCUGGAGGUCAAGCACUCCGGGUCCUGCAACUGAAUCUGCCCGUAAAACCUGAGCCAUUGAUUCUUCAGAACUUUCUGCAGUUUUUGACUUCAUAGAUUAUGUUUUUUUUUAAUUUUUUAAACUUAUUGCAUAUCAGCAGAUGCCAAAAACAACCCAAAAAAAAAAAAAGCAUCUCACUGCAAGUCACAUAAAAAUGCAACGCUGUAAUAUGGCUGUCUCAGAGGGCUUUGAAAACAUACACUGAGCUGCUUCUGCGCUGUUGUUGUCCGUAUUUAAACAACAGCUCCCCUGUAUUCCCCCAUCUAGCCAUUUCUGAAGACACCGAGGAAGAGGAGGAAGAUGAAGACCAGGACUACAGCUUUCCUAUAUCUUCCAUUCUAGAGUGGUAAACCCUCCACAAUGUUCAGUGUUGACAUAGCCUUUGGGCAGAAAAAAAAAAAAGACAAGAAAAGAAAAAAGAAAAAAUAUAUUGUCCAUACUGUAAAUAAGUGUAUGCUUAUUUAUUUGGGGGGAAACUAUACAUGAAGGACGUUUGUCCUAAAGCUCUCUCCCAGGUCACCUUGUUAUACAUUGGACAUGGAGAGGCAGCCAUUGUGAGGUCUACUGGAUGAGGCCCAUAGUUGAAACUUGUAGACAUUUAUUUAUACUGUGUCAUGUUUUAUAAUUUAUACAUAAAAUGUCUGGUUGACUGUACAACUUGUUUUUGAAGAAAUUUAUUCGUGAAAGGAAGAGCAGUUGUUAUUUAUUGUGAGGUCUCUUGCUUGUAAAGUAAAAGCUUUUUUUUUCCCCUUGUAAACCAUUUAAGUCCAUUCCUUCCUAUUUACCAUUCAUCUGUUGCCCCUCAUUUCACUGUUGUUAGAUUCUUUUCCACUUUAGCAGACUUGCAUGUCAGUUUCUGUCAUGUUUAUUUAUUGGUUUUUCUGCUGCCUGUUCUGUACAUACAUGACCCCUCGGGUUUUUGUUUACAAGGAAUCUUGACUGACCAAAAGGCAUUACAAUGGACUCAAAUGCAAGGUGCAGAGGAUAUAUCUUUAAGGAACUCCUCCUUCAGUUCUCUGGGGAUGAAGUCAUUUUGUGAAGGACUGACAAGUGAUAAUAAUGUUAGAAUCCUAAUAAGGAACUUUUUAAGAUGUUACAGAUCCAAAGAAAUUCAGGGUGUCGGGAAAUUGAAGGAAAGGGAACGCUGUGCACUCAACCUUUGGAGUUCCCAGUCUGCUGUACCUUUUAAAUCAGUUCUUUUUCAACCAGUGUGUCACUAAAAGUUAUAUCAAAGCUUUAUAUCAGUUCAAGUUUCUUGCUUUUCAUAAUACUUUUCUCUGAUGCAAUUUUAUAUUUUCAAACAUGGCAAGUUAAAUAUAAAUUCAUUUAAAUAUAUAGUUUUGUACUUUUCUACCAUGUAAAUGUGCAAUGUAUAUAAAAGUUAUAAUGUGUAUUUGUAAAUAAAUGAUGAGUGGAAAAAUAAAAAAAAGUUUAAAAAGCCAA
Molecule: messenger RNA, 2815 nt
Organism: Erinaceus europaeus (western European hedgehog)
Lineage: Eukaryota; Metazoa; Chordata; Mammalia; Eulipotyphla; Erinaceidae
Gene: FST
Product: follistatin
Exons: 6
Coding region: 413-1366 (317 amino acids)
Biological process (GO): regulation of BMP signaling pathway; negative regulation of activin receptor signaling pathway; multicellular organism development
Molecular function (GO): protein binding; activin binding
Source: RefSeq, a predicted model, not a curated record